ACAAAGUCACUUUCUCUGUCCCUAUAUCCCUAUGCUUAAAUCUUUAAAACUACGCAACGGAUUUUGAUGUGGUUUUUUGACAAAUAGGGUGAUGCAAAAGGAAGGUUUUUAUGUAUAUAUAAUACAAGAUCACGCGGGCGAAGCCGCUGGCGGAAAGCUAGCGAAUUAAUAAAUCCAGUAUUUCACAUUUUUAUACAUCAAGUAUAUCGUUCUUUAGGUAUUCGGGUAACUUAUUAUAAUAUCAUAAAUAAUUAUAAUUUUGUGUAGCUUAGCAAGAUUUCGUUUAGCAGAUAUCAAUUUGUAGUUUAAUUUAUUAAAUCUCUUUGCCCGAAUACCGCCAAACUAAAAUUGAUAUUGAAUUAUAUAUUUACGUAUUAGACAAUAUAAUAUAAAAAAUAUGGCCCAUUGAUAACAACACAAAAUCACGUUUUAAUUUUACAAAACACUAAAUUGAUGACAUAACGUAGGUAUGAAAAACAUUGUAGUCUAUAUUUUAGAGAUUGAUUGACCAUGCAUUUCUGACGAUUCAAUAACCUAUAAGCGACAGCCCUACGUGUUUAGGCUUUUAUCUUUCGCUUGGGUCUCGAGUGCACCUACUUAUAUAUUUGUACUGUGAUCGGACGGAGUUUGAAUUCUAUCAUAAUGUAAUAAUAAAACAUCGUAUAAAUCACAUAUAUAUCUCACACUACAUUAUUGUACACACACUGUAGCAAUGUUGUAUUAUCUAAUAAAUAAGUAUUUAAAUAUUGUUUUUUUUUUAUUAUCUAAUUCAAGUUACUCUAGUUGGUCUGUGGGCAAAGCUUACGUAACGGAUGUUACGUCGAGGCCAUUUUGUUUGUACAAGUUGCUAGUUGCUUGGCAACGUAAGUUACUCAGUUGACUUCGGCAGCCGGCUUUCCUUUUGUAUGUACGCGCGCUAUUAGUAUUAUUGAUGCGGCGCGGCCGGCGGCAAAUCGCACGGCACGGCAGUUGUAUAAAACGUUGUUAACGCAUCACUGUUUCUAUAAUAGUAUUUUAUGCUAAAUAUUAUAUCUACUAAAUAUUUCAAUUAUCUCAAUAACUAUAGUGUAGUCUAGUGCGUGAUUUUUAUAUAAAAGCAGUGUUCGAUAUUCCUUCACAAUGGCAACAGAAGUACCGAAAACCGCUCCAGAAAAUACAGAAAAAGAGAAGGAAUUAAAAGAAGAGGCGGCGGUUGACAAUGGUCAAAAUAAAGAGGACGCCUCAGCACAAAAAACCGAAGAAAAAACAGAAGAGAAAAAGUCAGAACCAGCCCCGCCCAAGCCCUCUGUUCAUAAAGUUAAUUAUGAAAAAGAUGUCGUGUAUCUGUACCAGUUUUCACGGACGCCGUUGUUACCUUCGACAUCUCCUUACUGCUUGAAAGUUGAAACAUGGCUCCGCUUAGCUGGUAUAAAGUACGAGAAUGUCCCGCAUAUGGCGAAAUACAGAUCAAAAAAAGGACAACUGCCUUUUGUGGAGCUCAACGGCGAAGAAAUAGCCGACAGCGCUUUCAUUAUCAAGGAGCUAUCCGAGAAAUACAACAAGGAUCUUGAUGCUGCUCUGACACCGGAGCAGCGAGUGGUCGCGCACGCAAUGAUUUCGAUGAUCGAGAAUCACCUCUCCUGGGUGAUACUGUGGUGGCGUGCCAAGUAUCCGGACAGUGUCAUCAAGGGCUACCAGGUCAAUUUGCAGAAUGCACUAAACACACGUCUGCCAAAUCCGAUCUUAAACUUCUGCUACAAAUUAACAUCUGGACGCAAGGGUAUGAAGAAAGCAAAAGCCCACGGUAUCGGAGUGCAUAGCCAGGAGGAAAUAAUUGAGUUUGGCAAGAACGAUCUGCGUGUCCUUUCAGAUUACUUGUCUGAUAGGCCGUUCUUCUUUGGCGACGAACCCACUCUUCUCGAUGUGGUGGCGUUCUCGAAUCUCGCACAACUGCAGUUCCUGGACAAGGAAGUAACACAUCCCCUGCGAGAUGCGAUGAACGAGUCUUUCCCGAACCUGGUCGGUCUUGUGUCUCGCAUCAAGGAGCGCGCGUUCCACGAUUGGGAGGACAUUUGCACCACCCUCGACCUAAACGCCCACCUACCGAAGCCACCCAAAGAGGUGAAGGAGACUAAAGAGGGCACUGGACCCGCUGAGAAACAACCGCUGCCAGACGACACUGAAAAGGGCAAGGGCGAUGAAAAGGAAAAGGAACUCGAAAAGGAGCCAGAAGAAAAGAAAGAGAAGGACAACGAAAAGGAAAAGUAAGAUGUAACAGAAAGACGCGAUACAAGAUUAUAUAUGUACCGUAAAGUUUCAAGCUGAAUUAUACACUUAGGAGUCAGACUCGUAAUAGAUUCUGUAUAUUGUAAGCGUGUAAAUCCAUUUGUCUUUCCCAUUUCUUUCAGUUGUCGACGCUCGUGCGUCAAGCGCUUUAUUAUUGUAUUGACAUUUUUAUAUUAUAUUACAUAUAUAUAAAUUUUCGUCGAUGUCGUCUAGUACGCAGUAUUUUCAUUAUCGGUGUGUAAGGUAAGACGUGUUUUCUCAACCGUCUUGCUGUGUUUAAGCAGUUACUCAUAUUAUUGUAAGAAUUAUACGUUUUAUGCUUAAUAUAAUGUAUUCUAUGAAAUUACUUAUUUCAGUUUGUAUUUUUUUGGAGUUAUCAAGUGAAAUAUCAUAUAAAUAAAUUUGGUUGUUAAGGUACUUACAGGACUAGUUAAUCAUAUUAUUCAUAUUAAUAGUGUUUAAUAAGGAAACAUAAAUGUUUACAUUCGUAUUACAUUGUCUUGUUACGUAAGUGAAUUGACUCAAUUUGACAUCUAUUAAAUUAAAAAUAAGUGUAAUUUAGGGAGCGUCACAUGACCUAAGUGUUAGUAUGUCGUAAUAGGUGUCACAAUUUACAUAGUUAGUUCAUUCACGAAUUCAUCCAAAUCGAAUAGCGCCCUACUUAUUACGAAAUUUAAAAUGCUACAAAAGUUAAGUCUAGUAUAAUACCAAAAUUUGGCUGACAUUAGUUGAUAAAUCAAGGAAAGUAUUACACAAUUAUCUAAAGCAAAGCUGGUUAGCACGCAAUAUGGAAAGAGCAGGCGUGUGAUUAGACUGUUUUGAAAUUCUUGUACUUUAUUGAUUUUUACAUAUAAAAAUUUACAAUUUACAAUUUUUGAUAAACGAAAAAUGCCUGGAAGACUGUUUUUCAUGUUAUUAUGUAAUUCAUAGUCCAUAAAAUUUUGAUAUUGUAUUAAUUGUUAAGAUUUAGGGAAGAUUGUACUCAAAUUUUAUAUGGGCACAUAAUUAACUUUCCAUAUUUAUGAUAUUACAGCAUUAAGCGUUGUGAAAACAAUGAGUCUAUGUCAUUCCCGAUUGUGCAUUAAUUUAACUCUGUUACCUACUGCAUUUAUUUCAAUGCGCAAUGUACGUAAUUAAUUGUUAUUCAAUACUCAAUAAAGACUGCUUUUUUAAUACUUAGUAUACAUUUAAAUUUUAAACAGUUCAUGACAUCAUUAUUUCAUAUUUGUAAUUUAUAUUAGAUCUGGAGCGUUAGUCACUGAAACAGGCUUAUUGCAUUAUAUUCAAUGGAAUUUGUAAUUCAUAGUCAUUUAUUAGUUUAUGAUCAUAAUAUAGAAACAUUCCAAUGUUUGUGGCUCACCUUAUAAGCGAUUAUUUUAUUUAAAUAUUAAUUUCUCAACAUCUUUUUUGGCGAAAAAUAGACAGCUUAUAAAUUUAUCGAAGGGGAGGGAGCUUCGCGCUGUGACCUUUGCUUGAGAGUAGAUUGUGAAAUAAGUCGGUCGUUGUUCGUAAGGUGGUGUUUAAUCUAGUAAUUACACUUUGAAAUUUCUCAUCCCAAGUUUUACAUUUGAAUUCGAUAAUAUAAGAAAUAAUAUCUGUAAGUUGACCACUUGCGGUUUUUGAAGAGGCAUCAUAAAUAAUCGUAAGAUAAUAUACGUAGGUAGGGUAGAGUAGUAGACGGGAUUGUCGUGCUACGGUAGAGUAAGGACGAGCCGAUGGCGAAUUUGUUGAUGUCGUUCAGAUCUAGUUGUAAUACCGAUAAAACUAUAUGUAAAAAUAUAAUAGGUGGACUUUUGUUUGUUGUAAGAUUUUUUAUUGACAUUUUUGGGGAAUGGUUGACACUGAUGUCCCUCCCGACAACUGCUGACCAUCACUGCCAUUAGUCUCAGGUUAUAAGGUGUUAAGAAUAAGGAAAAAAUAGAUUAGGAAAAGUGGAUGUAUUUUGAACAAGUGGACCCUCCGGUUGUCUCGCGCACAGCGGGACAUCGAUGAGGCGGAUGUUUAACAUAUACCUCUUUGACUAAAAAUGCCCUAGAUACAACAUUGACGCACGAAAAUUGCGUUUGUUACAGAACAGUUAUGACUGUUUCAUAACUGUUCUGUAACAAUCGCUAAAAUAAUAUCAUAUAGGUGUUAGAAAAGGAAUGCGAUUACCUAUCAUACUACUAUUGGCAAGUAUAUGUUACGUUAUAUAUUACAUUUUUAAUAUCAAAAUAACUGUAAAACUCAAAUGCAUGUACUAGUUUUCUUGUUUAAAUUAUUUGAAAACGCAUGUCGGAUUCGCAAUGUAUUAGUAUAAACUUGUUUCUUGAUCGUACUAUAUCAAAUUAAUUAUCAGUAAUAAAUAUUUAAAUCUAUUAUAUCACAAUUUAUUUUAGUCAAGUAUUGGACUCUGAGUAUGAAUUUGCAAGUGAUGUGGUAUGUAGGGUUUUUUUAAUCACAGAUAUACCUAUAUAUUCGUAACGGUUAUUCAUUAUAUACUCAUAAUUAUUGCUGUAUAAGGCAUUUGUGGCUAAUAUUCGCGAGCCUGUUUCAGUGUAAUGCAACAUCUCGAUAGUGUAUUUAGAUACUUAGUUGAAUCUCAUCAGUGUAACGCCACACAAUAUACAGAUUGAAUACCUUAGAUGAGAAAUUGUCAUCAAUUGAUUACGAGGAGAGUUUGAUUUGUCGUCACGGGCCGUAAUUAUAGAACUAAGACUAGACUUAAAACAGACAUUUUACAUUACAUCUAAUUCAUAUGUACUUUAGUAAUGGGGCAAUAAAAAAUUUUACUCUACAUAAAAUUAGAUGAAACGUUGGUAGCAAGUUCUCUUGCAAAUCGACUAAAGUAUUAUUCUUUAUUGCCUCACGCCAUAGAAUUGUAAUCUAUGUGGUAAUUAUAUUUAACGACACAUAUUCUGACUCGACGUGUAUUGCUGUAAGUUAGUGUUAUUAUACAAAUUAAUCUAAUCCUAAAUAUAAGUAUUUCAAAUAUGUUCAUAUUAAUAGAGCAGUAGAGAGAACUAUAAGAAAACUGAUCUAUAACUCGUAUUUAUGAUUCUUAAUUUUAUAUUCCUUCAAUAUAGUAGUUGUGGUUUUCAAUUAUUGUGUCAAUGAUAUUUAAAACUAAAAUUAUUCAAUUAGAUAUUGUUAGCCAUAAAUAUACCGAUUAAAUACAACUGAGCUUUGUCUGGACACAAUGUUCUCAUAAGAAUUUCAGUGUAAUAUUCUGUCGCCAUUAAAGUAUGUAUCUAC
Diatraea saccharalis (sugarcane borer) is the source of this 5499-nucleotide messenger RNA. Lineage: Eukaryota; Metazoa; Arthropoda; Insecta; Lepidoptera; Crambidae. The record is from the annotation of a GenBank genome assembly.